AUGUCAAUGUUGACUUUGCAAACUAACUCGUUUUUGCUAUUUGGAUCAACUAACAACAUCAAUAGCAACGCAUACAUCAAUAGCAACAACAACAACAACAACAGUAGCAGUAGAUCACCGGUAGUAGGUAGCAGCAGCAGCAGUGGAUCAAACUCGACAAUACUCAUCAAUAACGCUGCUUAUCCUACUACACCAGUAAAACUAACGAGUAGCGCCAGCAAUAUUACUGGUCAAUAUAUCGAUUAUUCCAAUAAAAUACUUCCAACAACAACAACAACGACAACAACAACAGCAACACCAACAACACCUACAUCAUUUGUACAACCAAAAACAACACAACCAAUUCUAUUACCAAAACCAGAUUCAAUCACCAGUGUACCACCCAGAGAACUACCAACAAGCUCAACAACAACAACAAAUUAUAUAGCAAAACCAGCACCUGCAAUUUCAACAAUACCAACAUCACCAACAUUACCAACAACAAAACCAAAAAUAAUUAUAAAGGAAUCAAAAACUCCUGCAAUAUCAACUCCAAUAAUAACACCUGCAAUAACACCAAUAUUACCGACAACAACAACAACAACAACAACAACAGCAUCAACAACAUCAACAGUAUCAUCGCCAUCAGUACCAACAACACCAGCAAGACCGACAACACCAACUAAACAAUCAAAAGCACCAGCAAAACAAACACCAACAAAGCAAAUAAAGUCAACACAAACAGUACCAACUUUAUCAAUAGUACCAACCCAAACAGUAUCAACACCAACAUCAACAACAACAGUAGUAUCACUACCAUCAUCACCAUCAUCACCAGAUAUUUCUGACGACGACGACAACGAAUCAACAGAUAAAAUGAAGAAGACAAAGAGAAGAGGAUGCGCUAGGUAUACAGAUGAGGAAGUGGAUAGAUUGAUCCAUUUGUCAGUUGAGUUUGACAGUAGACUUGAUUUGAUCAUGGAGGCUGAGCCGUUCAACGAAGGUAAAUUCAGCAAGCGUCAACUCUAUGAUAAGAUACGUGCAUUGGAUGGUAGGAUCAAGGAAUACAGAAAAAAUAUGCGACAACCUCCAAAGAAACGUGGUAGAAAUUCAGUCGAUCAAUCCAAUGGCAUCGAUUCUUCAAAGUUACUCGAAAACAUUUCUGUGAAACUCUCACCGGAAAACGACAAAGAAAAGGAUGCUGCAUUACAGAAAAUACUACUCAACAACCCGUUGGCUGGUGUCAUGGUGCCACAGAGAAAGAAGAGAAGAAGAAGAAGAGGUCAGCCAAAAUAUAUACCAUCAUCAUCCGAUGAUGACGAGGAGGAAGAAGAGGAAGAUGAAAAGGAAGUAGAGAAAGAGAAAGUGAAAGAAAAAGAAAAAGAGAAGGAGCGUGGAAAGGCUGGUGAUGAUGAUGACGAAGAUGCCACCGAAAAUUCAGUUCACUCUGAUUCGGAUUCAUCGUCAUCAUCGUCCGAUGAUGAACUGAGGCAGAAAUAUAAGCGACUAAACGAAAGAGCAAAGGCUAUUGAGCGUGCCAAACAAAUUAAAAAAACACCUCCCAAAGAACAACAACAACAAGCAGCCACUCCAAAUUCUUCUAGUAAAAAGCAAAAGACAUCAGCCAAUACUAAUAUCAACAAUAAUAAUAACACUUCAACACCAUCAAUGAAUACAAGAUCAAAGACAUUGCAACAACAUCAAGUUCAGCAACAACAACAGCAACAGCAAAUACAACACCAACAACCACAACAACAACCACCAAUGCUUCAUAAUUCACAAUCAUCAACUCCAGAUAGUCAUUCACAUAAUAAGCAGAAUCUUCAUGAUAUCUCACCAUCAUUAUCCAACAACAUUUUCAAUAGUUUGUUAAAAUCCAGAAAUUCUUCAAAUAAUCUCUCCUCUGUACCCACACCCUAUAUGAACACAAUCUCAACAUCACCAACUUCCUAUCAAUCGAACAACUCUGUUCCCAUACAUCAUUCAUUUAGUUCACCCAGCUCUACUCCGAACAACAACAAUAAUUCAUUUUUCCAUCAAUCAUCAGUUUUACGUCCAAAUUCAACCGCUCAAAGCCAACCUCCACCCACAACCAAUUCAUUCUACAGACUGGAAACACCGAAAAAUCUAUUAAUUUUCCUUCCCACUCACCCUGACGAGAGGGUCAAAGCAACAGUCGAUCAAGGAAACAUUACAGUGCACAUCACCAAUCUACAGGCAUUUAAUUGGUUCAAGAAAAAUAGAAACAUCGAAGUCAUCAAAGAAGAGGCUAGCCGUGUAGUAACUUUUGCUCAUCCUGGCAAACCAUAUGGUGUACCGAUUCGUGUCAAAGGUAUUGAAGAUGUCAGUGGAAUUGCAUUCGUAUUUGAAAAUACCUUUCAAGAAUUAACUGUAUCCUUAAAUGACAUUGAAUAA
Molecule: messenger RNA, 2394 nt
Organism: Heterostelium album PN500
Lineage: Eukaryota; Evosea; Eumycetozoa; Acytosteliales; Acytosteliaceae
Exons: 2
Coding region: 1-2394 (797 amino acids)
Source: RefSeq, a predicted model, not a curated record